CACAAUCCGAUUGGGUUGUUUGUUUUUUUGCUUCCUUUCUCUGAUGUUAUUUAGAUGAGUUGAGGUUUCUUGUGACAAUUCAGCAAGGACUUUGUGCAACAUGCCAGUCUUCGAGGAUGAGGAUGUCGAGGCUAUCAAAAUCUUACAGCAGCCAUGGCGUGGAGAGAAAGUCGCUCAAGUUCGAACAGGCAGGGUCAAACCCGCGUUUGGCAUGAAGGAGCCUUCCGCGAUUUUCAAACACAUAAGGUCAGGACGCAUCACUGUAAGCCAACUGGGGUUCGAAGGAGAUGAACAUGCAUACGAGUUCCAUGGCGGGCCAGAGAAGGCCUUGCUGCAGUACAGUUCACUGCAUUACCUCAGAUGGAAGAAAGAACUUCCGCAGAGCGAAGACUUGUUUGGACUCGGUGGGUUUGGUGAGAACAUUGUCGCCAAACAUGCGAACGAGCGAAACAUGUGUAUUGGCGACGUCGUCCAGAUUGGCUCAGUCAUCGCUCAAGUCUGUGAACCACGACAGCCGUGCUACAAGCUGAACCACAGAUUUCAGGUCAAGGACAUGUCGAAGCGAUCUCAAGAUCUGUUUCGCACUGGCUGGUUUUAUCGCAUCCUCAAGGAGGGGACGAUCCAGGCUGGCGACGAAAUGAUAUUGCUAGAGCGGCCAAACCCAGAUUGGACGGUCGCCAGAGUUCAAUACUACCUUUAUCAUGACUUGAAGAACGAAGAGGUCAUGAAAGAGUUGGUCCAGUUGAGAGGGCUAGGUGCAGAGCCCCGGAACAUCUUCAUCAACAGGUUGAAAAAGCAAUUUGAGAACCAGGCCAAUCGACUCGAGGGGGUCGCCAUGAACAUUUGGACCGACUACCGGGUAGUGGAAAAGAAAAUCGAAACUCCCAGAAUCGCUUCACUUGUCUUCGAGGCCGUCAUUCCUUCGGUGUCCCCAGAAGCUGUCCUUCCAGGGUCCCAUGUCCGACUACGCCUCGGUGGGAAGCUGGUACGUGCGUACUCAGUUGUAGCAGGAGACUCAAAUCGUUUUCACGUCGCCAUUGCGCUCAGCGAGACAAGUCGUGGAGGCUCACACUUCAUCCAUAAUAAGGUGCAAUACGGCGAUAUCCUUCCAGUUGGCAAAAUCACGUCGAGUUUUCCUCUCUCAGUGGACGCUGAUGAUCAUGUUUUUAUCGCCGGUGGGAUCGGUAUAACGGCUUUCAUAGCCUCUGCUCAGCACUGCCGGCGUGCUGGCUACUCAUAUCACCUGCAUUAUCUAGUGCGGAACUCGGAGGAUGUUGCCCUCAAGGAGUAUCUGAAGGACUUUGGCACGAACGUGACAAUCUACGAUAAAUCGGCCGGCCAAAUAUUCAACAUCCAGACUGUCCUGAACCAAGUCAAUGAUCGAGUACAUAUAUACUGCUGCGGCUCCGAAAAACUCCAGAACGCCGUGACCGACACUGCAAAAUCAAUAGGAAUGGACCCUGCAAACUUGCAUUUCGAAAAAUUUGAGAUUGCGACUUCAGGAGACCCAUUCACGGCAGAAUUGGCAGACUCAGACAAGACCAUAGAGGUUGAAGGAGAAAAGACUCUACUAGACGCGCUGCGGGAAGCUGGAAUAGACAUUUCAUCUUCCUGCGAGGCCGGGAAUUGUGGCACCUGUCGGGUAGGGGUAAAGAGCGGGCGAAUUGAACACAGAGGCACCGGAUUGAUGGAAGAUGAAAAGUGCUCGACCAUGCUGAGCUGUGUGUCUCGGGGGAUAGGUACUAUUGUGCUAGACUUAUGACCUACAUUAAAGGAGUGGAUAGGUUCUUGAUAGACAUCUAGACGCCUGACGCUGC
Molecule: messenger RNA, 1817 nt
Organism: Exophiala xenobiotica
Lineage: Eukaryota; Fungi; Ascomycota; Eurotiomycetes; Chaetothyriales; Herpotrichiellaceae
Exons: 1
Coding region: 101-1762 (553 amino acids)
Molecular function (GO): pyridoxal phosphate binding; molybdenum ion binding; 2 iron, 2 sulfur cluster binding
Source: RefSeq, a predicted model, not a curated record